Molecule: messenger RNA, 1451 nt
Organism: Melanotaenia boesemani (Boeseman's rainbowfish)
Lineage: Eukaryota; Metazoa; Chordata; Actinopteri; Atheriniformes; Melanotaeniidae
Product: tumor necrosis factor ligand superfamily member 10-like
Exons: 6
Coding region: 121-981 (286 amino acids)
Biological process (GO): immune response
Cellular component (GO): membrane
Molecular function (GO): tumor necrosis factor receptor binding
Source: RefSeq, a predicted model, not a curated record
GUGUUGCUCCCUCCGUCACGUUUCCCAGCAGAAAGGCAGAAGUACUUGGUCUAACUAGUCUUGCCUGUUGCUCUGUGUUUUCUCAUCUCUCUGGGCUUGUAGGUGUUUCUGCGUGCUGAUAUGGCCAUUUCUAUUUCUGUCCAGUGCCUCGGACUCAUAAUACUCGCUGCAAUCCUCCUUCAGACCAUCGCGGUUGCUGUCAGCUUUAUAUACUUCAACAAGGUCCUUAACACGAUGCAGGAGAGUUUUUCCCGGAGCAGUGUGUCGUGUUUGAUAAAUGAGAAGUUGCAAUCAGGGUUCGAGGAUCCACCGGCUGAGAACAAAAAGAGCGACCCCUGUUGGCAGGUCACGCAGCAGCUCCACUACCACAUAGAGAAGAAGAUUGCUGACAGAUUCCAGACGGAGAUAUCUACUGCUAUGAGAAAUAAGCUGACUGGAGUGUUGCCUAUGUUGCGCCCUGGGGUCCGAGGGGUCCCUCUUCCUAAAGUUGCUGCCCACGUGACAGGUGUUUCCUCAUCAACAAAUCCUCCAUCGGCAGAGCGCUUGCAGAGCAGCAGGGGGUACUUUGGGGAGCGCAUCAGAGCGUGGGAUGGUCAGAGAGGUCUAUCCUUCUUACAGAACAUGGAGCUGAGGGGAGGCGAGCUGCUCGUGCCCAGGGCAGGCCUCUACUACAUCUAUGCCCAGACUUAUUUCAGACUUUAUGCCACGGAGGAGACAGAUGGGGAAGCACAGGAGGAGGGUGCUGAGCUCAUUCAGUACAUCUAUAAAAAGAUGAGUUCCUACACUGGGCCCAUCUUGCUGAUGAAAUCAUCCCGAAGCGCCUGCUGGCCCCGGGGUCCGGAGCCAGGCGUCUUCUCUCUGCAUCAGGCCGGCACUGCCUUCCUACAACCUGCUGAUCGCCUCUUCAUCACUGUCAGUAACGCCAGCGCCAUGGAGAUGGACGGGAGGGCGAGCUACUUUGGUGCUUUCCUGGUGGGCUAAAGGAGAUGUUAAGGACCAAAAUGGAAAAAUCACAAGGUGGACCCAAGUGUGAGGGGUUUGCUUAAAAGCAUGGGUGGCUGUUCUUAAGCCACAAGAUUGGAGGAUAAGAAAAGAACUGUGAAGCUGAAGGGCUGUGGUCAAACUAAGCUGCAGUGGCCCAGAACAGCAAGAACGAAGAGGCAUUUAUUUUGUGUGCAUAUACUGCAGUAAUGAACUGUGGUCACAUUUAAACCUCACACAGGUUUGCAAACUGAAUGUAGUCGACAAAAGGGACUGUGUGCUGCAUUUGGAGAAGUUCAGUAACUACAGACUAAAUAUUAUGAAUGCUCUGUUGAGAGCAGUGAAACUAUCAGAAGUUGUCCUUACCAGCUAAUGACAGUAUUGGACACGUUUUUGUAAAAAUGUGAAUUCAACAUACCAGGUGACAAGAUCUCACAUGUUUAAUAUAGUAAAUUAAAUGAAGAUUCAUA